This is a messenger RNA of Chrysochloris asiatica (Cape golden mole), 942 nucleotides long. RefSeq names its product olfactory receptor 24-like. The record is from RefSeq and is a predicted model, not a curated record. Gene Ontology annotation, biological process: G protein-coupled receptor signaling pathway. Gene Ontology annotation, cellular component: membrane. Gene Ontology annotation, molecular function: olfactory receptor activity; G protein-coupled receptor activity. NCBI's taxonomy places the organism in Eukaryota, Metazoa, Chordata, Mammalia, Afrosoricida, Chrysochloridae. The coding region runs from base 1 to 942 and encodes 313 amino acids. The transcript has a single exon.
AUGGAACCAAGGAACCAAACUAGUGCGUCUGAAUUCAUCCUCCUGGGACUAGCAGAAAAGUCAGAGCAGGAGACUGUACUUUUUGCUCUGUUCCUCUGCAUGUACGUGGUCACAGCCGUGGGAAACCUGCUCAUCAUCCUAGCCAUCAGCUCGGACUCCCAUCUUCACACUCCCAUGUACUUCUUCCUAGCCAACCUCUCCUUGGUUGAUUUCUGCUUGGCCACCAACACUGUGCCCAAGAUGCUGGUGAGCAUCCAAAGCAGGAACAAAUCUAUCUCCUAUUCUUGCUGCCUGACGCAGAUGUACUUUUUCCAUUUCUUUGGCAUCAUGGACAGUGUUUUAAUUGCUGUGAUGGCUUAUGACCGGUUCGUGGCCAUAUGUCACCCCUUGCACUAUACUACCAUCAUGAGUCCACGUGUCUGUGGAUUGUUGGCUGGUGUCCCAUGGACGUUUUCCUGCUUCAUCUCCCUCACCCACAUUCUCCUGAUGUCCCACCUGGUUUUCUGUGGCAGCAAUGAGAUUCCUCACUACUUCUGUGACCUCACUCCCCUUCUCCGGCUCUCUUGCACUGACACCACUGUGAACAAGAUCUUUGUCCUCAUUGUGGCAGGGAUGGUGAUCGCCACGCCCUUCAUCUGCAUCCUGGCCUCCUACGCUCGGAUCAUUGUGGCCAUCAUGAAGGUCCCCUCUGCAAAUGGCAGGAAGAAAGCCUUUUCCACCUGCAGCUCCCACCUGUCUGUGGUAGCCCUCUUCUACGGGACCACCAUUGGAGUCUAUCUGUGCCCUUCAUCUGUCCGUACAGCUGUGAAGGAGAAGGCUUCUGCUGUAAUGUACACUGCAGUCACCCCCAUGCUGAACCCCUUUAUCUAUAGCCUGAGGAACAGAGACCUAAAGGGGGCCUUGAGAAAGAUAGUCAACAGAAAAGUCACCUCAUCUUCCUGA